AGGGACGAGUUGAUCAAAUCCAUAAUUCUUCUUUAUGUUUUUAGAGAACAAGUCUGGGAGACCGUCUGAGGGUUAGAGAAUAAGCGAGACUAUACAAAAGACAUGAGAAGCCAAGCAGGGAAGAUGAGGGUGAAGGAGAAAGUGCGACCGCCUCCCUCAAGAGCCAAGAGUUUUUCGUCUUUUAAACCAAACUUUGAACAUUAAACUCUUUCGCGCGUCCUCCUUCUUUGUCUUCAUGCUCAAUCAUCCAGAUCCAAGAUUACGAACUCCUACCCUGGUGGCCUGUGUAAAGUAUAAACCUCCUCCUAACGAGGUGUUCACCGAGUCCAGUCUGACCGUGAUGAAGAUCCAGCUGCCCACAAGUGUGGACGCGUACCUGGAGGACCUGAAGCAGCUGAUGGACACCAGUCAGCCAAUCAUCUCCCACUACGAGCUCCAGGGGCACACCAUCAUCAUCCAGAUGGACUCUGUUCCCUCAGACAUAUUUCUGUGCGUGGGCUUUCGGAUUAGGACCACGUUUAAGGUGACCGGAGCCACCAAGUCCUUGCUCAGUGUCAGCGAGCCCCAGGACAGAGGCAGUUUGUGCACAAAGCAGUUCUCCUAUGAGCAGCAGAAGCUGCAGCGCCUCUGUCUGGGCGAACAGUGUCAGUGCAUGACAGCGGCGUGCGCCACCUACAGAGGAGACGUGGACGUGACGCUAACACUAGACAAACGAACCAACGAGACGUGUCAGCCUCACAUCAAAUACGGUGAGCCGAGCGAUGCAACAAAACGCCACGUUUACACCCCAGCUCCGCCCCAGAGCCCCGUGCAGCCACUCAGUGGUAAACCUGAAUAA
Pundamilia nyererei is the source of this 838-nucleotide messenger RNA. RefSeq names its product complement C5-like. The record is from RefSeq and is a predicted model, not a curated record. The transcript is spliced from 8 exons. Gene Ontology annotation, cellular component: extracellular region. NCBI's taxonomy places the organism in Eukaryota, Metazoa, Chordata, Actinopteri, Cichliformes, Cichlidae. Bases 236 to 838 code for a protein of 200 amino acids.